GCUUUGGAGCAUUUGUACAUCCACACUGACGGCUAUUAUGACAUCGCAAGUCAGCUGUGCCUGCUAUCCGAUAGGAUUCGUCGGUGCACGCGGCUUGUAACCCUGUCUUGUCCAAUGCUCAACUGGGAAACAUGGAAGCACCUCUCCUGCCUCCCUACUCUUCUCGAAUUGGAAAUCGAUCAAGGGUAUGAUGACACUCCUUCACUGUCAGAACAAGACAUCGUGAAUUUAUCAUUCCUUAACAUCAUGAACCUUUCCUUUCGAGGGCUGGCCGAUGGUGCAGAGAUCAUCACAGUCAUACAACACUUGCAAUUUCCCUCACUAAAAAAGUUCAAGUUUGCAGCCCGCUUUCUGUAUUCAGAAGAGGCCGAGCAACUCUUUCAUGCUCUGUCCUGCUGCAAAGCGUGUCAGACUCUAGAAGAAAUCAUCAUUUGUUCUCCUGAUGAAGGAGACCCUGUACUCCCAAACAGCGAGCCUGUGACAACAGUUCUACAUUUGCUUUGCUUUACACAGCUUCGAACCCUGCAGCUCUGGUUUGAUAAUCCCUGCAUCUACCUGGACAAUGACAUUCUCUUGCAAGCCAUGUCUAGUUGGCCGCACAUCCGCACUCUGGCAGUCAACUACUUAGACAACCAUCAUGCUUCUUCCGAAGUUUCCCUCCAUGGAUUAUUCACAGCGCUCAGUCUAUGUCCACAAUUGCAUACACUACGGAUUCCAAUCAAUCUUGCCACUAUCGACGUUGAUCCUGAUGCUGAACCAAUACAACAUACCUCCCUACGAACAUUGGAACUUUUGGAUAUAUCCCAGUCUCAAAUAGCAGAUGCUGAAGCUCUCGCUCGCAUCAUUUCCGCCUGGCUCCCUUGUGUCGACAAAGUUGAAAGCAUUGGUAGCACUUGGGAUGAAGUCAACAAGCAUCUCAAAUCUUCGACAGCGGCUACUGCGCUGUACAUCGCGGGAGCCUCCUAGAAUAGUUGAGUUUGGAAUACCUUCAUGUCUGGGGAUGUUGUCACGUACCUUUGAGUUCUUUCGUUCC
Suillus plorans is the source of this 1033-nucleotide messenger RNA. RefSeq lists its product as uncharacterized. The record is from RefSeq and is a predicted model, not a curated record. The annotation marks the transcript as partial. The transcript has a single exon. Lineage: Eukaryota; Fungi; Basidiomycota; Agaricomycetes; Boletales; Suillaceae.